Molecule: messenger RNA, 954 nt
Organism: Strongyloides ratti
Lineage: Eukaryota; Metazoa; Nematoda; Chromadorea; Rhabditida; Strongyloididae
Product: DnaJ homolog subfamily C member 25
Exons: 2
Coding region: 1-954 (317 amino acids)
Biological process (GO): protein folding
Cellular component (GO): endoplasmic reticulum membrane
Source: RefSeq, a predicted model, not a curated record
AUGAUAUGUUUAAAAUUUUUAACCAUAGUAAUAUUCCUAACAAAUUGUUUAUUAUCUUUUAGUCAAAAUGUUGGUCUAGCUCCAGGAUUAUAUUGUGGUUUAAAGACUUGUUAUGAAGUACUUGGAAUAGAUAGAGAUGAUUUUACAAAAAGUGAACUUUCUAGAUUAUAUAGAAAUUUUGCCAAAAAAUAUCAUCCUGAUAGGGUAACGGGUGUUGAGGAAAAAAAAAUUGCUGCUGCUAGAUUUAGAGAAGUUGCCACUGCAUAUGAAACUUUAAAAGAUGAUGAAACAAAACAAUUUUAUGAUCAUUAUUUGGAUCAUCCAGAAGAUAGAUAUUAUAAUUAUUAUCAAUAUUAUAGAAUGAAAGCGGCACCCAAAGUAGAUAUAAGAAUUGUAAUAAUUGUUACUAUUAUUCUUGUUUCUGCUUUUCAAUAUUUAAGUGCAAAACAAAAGUAUUCAGAAGCUUUAAGUUAUGCUAUAACAGUUCCUAAAUAUCGACAACUUGCAACAAAUAUAGCUGUUGAAAGGAAACUUAUUUCUUAUGAUUUAAAAGAAAAUAUGGAUAUUCGAGGAGGAUAUAAGAAAGAAUCAUUCUAUGAUACAUUACUUUUUCAAUUAAUUAUUUUUCCAUAUACUUUUGUUAAAUUAAUAUAUUGGUAUGGAAGAUGGUAUUAUAAAUAUAAUAUAUUAAAUAAAGAAUUAGAAAUGGAGGACAAAAUUUAUCUUAUUUGUAAAUAUUUAGAUAUGACUGAAAGUCAAUUUCAUUGUUUAGAAGAAUAUGAACAAGAUUUAAUAUUUGAAAGAUCUUGUUGGAUAAAGGAAAAUGCUAAAGAAUAUAAAAAUGAUAAAGAUAGAGAAGAAAAAGAAAAAUUAAUGAAAUCUGCACAAUAUAGAAGAUACAAAAGGUACAUGAAAAAUAAUGCUGGUAAUACAAUAUCUUUCUUAGAUGACUAG